Messenger RNA from Dioscorea cayenensis subsp. rotundata (Guinea yam), 2193 nucleotides. RefSeq names its product V-type proton ATPase catalytic subunit A-like. The transcript has 20 exons. Lineage: Eukaryota; Viridiplantae; Streptophyta; Magnoliopsida; Dioscoreales; Dioscoreaceae. The record is from RefSeq and is a predicted model, not a curated record. Gene Ontology annotation, cellular component: plant-type vacuole; proton-transporting V-type ATPase, V1 domain. Bases 210 to 2075 code for a protein of 621 amino acids. Gene Ontology annotation, biological process: proton transmembrane transport; ATP metabolic process. Gene Ontology annotation, molecular function: proton-transporting ATPase activity, rotational mechanism; ATP binding; ATP hydrolysis activity.
ACACAUACUUCCGUCCGUGGCGCUCAGAGAGCUCGCUCUUCCUCUCAAUCACUGGGCCAGAUCUCGCCGUCCCAAAACCCUAAGAAUUCCCCCAUCUUCGCCUCCGAUCUCACCGGAUUCAUCCCGUUUGGCCUCGAUCCGAAGCGGGAAGCCAUCGCCGAUCAUCGGAUUUUACUCAUUUGCUGUUGUUUCCAUCCCGAUCGGCGGCGAUGGCGUAUGGGGAUCGGCUCACCACGUUUGAGGAUUCUGAGAAGGAGAGCGAGUAUGGAUAUGUUCGCAAGGUCUCUGGGCCAGUUGUGGUUGCUGAUGGAAUGGGUGGUGCUGCCAUGUAUGAACUGGUUCGAGUGGGGCAUGACAAUCUUAUAGGAGAGAUCAUUAGAUUGGAGGGAGAUUCAGCUACCAUUCAAGUUUAUGAAGAAACUGCUGGAUUGAUGGUUAAUGAUCCAGUUUUGCGGACUCGAAAGCCUCUUUCUGUUGAACUUGGACCAGGAAUUUUGGGCAACAUUUUUGAUGGGAUCCAGCGGCCUUUAAAAACUAUUGCUAUAAAGUCUGGGGAUGUGUAUAUCCCUCGAGGUGUUUCUGUCCCGGCCCUUGACAAGGACAUAUUGUGGGAAUUUGACCCUAAGAAACUAGCGGUUGGGGAUCUUCUCACUGGUGGGGAUUUAUAUGCUACUGUAUUUGAGAACACUCUCAUGCAACACCAUGUUGCACUUCCUCCAGGUUCUAUGGGUAAGAUUUCCUACAUAGCCCCACCUGGGCAAUACAGCUUGAAGGAUACAGUGCUUGAGCUGGAGUUUCAGGGUGUCAAAAAGGAAUUUACCAUGCUACAGACAUGGCCUGUUCGCACACCAAGACCUGUGGCAACAAAACUUGCUGCUGACACACCUCUCUUGACGGGCCAGCGUGUUCUUGAUGCCCUUUUCCCAUCCGUUCUUGGAGGCACUUGUGCUAUACCUGGAGCUUUUGGUUGUGGGAAAACUGUUAUUAGUCAGGCACUUUCCAAGUACUCCAAUUCUGACACUGUUGUUUAUGUGGGUUGUGGAGAAAGAGGAAAUGAAAUGGCAGAGGUGCUAAUGGAUUUUCCACAACUAACAAUGACCUUGCCUGAUGGGCGUGAAGAAUCUGUCAUGAAGCGUACUACACUUGUGGCAAAUACUUCUAAUAUGCCAGUGGCUGCUCGUGAGGCUUCUAUUUAUACUGGCAUUACAAUUGCUGAGUACUUCAGAGAUAUGGGUUACAAUGUUAGCAUGAUGGCUGACUCUACCUCUCGAUGGGCAGAAGCUUUGCGUGAAAUUUCAGGCAGAUUGGCUGAAAUGCCCGCCGAUAGUGGUUAUCCUGCAUAUCUUGCAGCACGUUUAGCUUCCUUCUAUGAACGAGCUGGUAAAGUGAAAUGUCUUGGGGGUCCAGACCGUACUGGCAGUGUAACUAUUGUUGGUGCUGUUUCUCCUCCUGGAGGUGAUUUUUCAGAUCCUGUCACAUCUGCUACACUUGGUAUUGUUCAGGUGUUUUGGGGACUGGAUAAGAAGCUUGCCCAGAGGAAACAUUUCCCCUCAGUGAAUUGGCUGAUUUCAUAUUCCAAGUAUUCUAAGGCUCUAGAGUCUUUCUAUGAGAAAUUUGAUCCGGAUUUUAUUGACAUAAGAACAAAAGCUCGUGAAGUGCUGCAGAGAGAAGAUGACCUAAAUGAAAUAGUCCAGCUUGUUGGUAAGGAUGCACUAGCGGAAACUGACAAAAUUACCUUAGAAACAGCAAAGCUUCUGAGAGAGGAUUAUCUUGCACAGAAUGCUUUUACUCCGUAUGACAAAUUCUGCCCAUUCUACAAGUCAGUAUGGAUGAUGCGAAAUAUCAUCCAUUUCAACGCUUUGGCAAAUCAGGCAGUGGAAAGAGGUGCAGGUUCAGAUGGCCAGAAGAUAACAUACAGUGUUAUCAAGCAUCGAUUGGGUGACCUAUUCUACCGCUUGGUGUCACAGAAGUUUGAAGAUCCUGCAGAAGGUGAAGAAGCUCUUGUUGCGAAGUUCAAGAAAUUGUAUGAAGACCUCACUGUUGGAUUCCGUAUCCUUGAAGACGAGUCUCGCUAGAGUGACAUUUAUACCAUAUAUUGGUGUAAUCUUCGGAUGAGUUGCACCGAUGAAAUCUUUGUAGCAUUUGGAUAAUUUAUGUAUAAUUUGCUUCAGAUCUUUGCCCCCUGAUUCUUUC